This is a messenger RNA of Porites evermanni, 1247 nucleotides long. Lineage: Eukaryota; Metazoa; Cnidaria; Anthozoa; Scleractinia; Poritidae. The record is from the annotation of a GenBank genome assembly.
CGGAAUUCUUCUCGCGUUUUACUUUGGUUUCUAGCGAUUUCUACUUGUACAGAGAGCUCUUUCGUUGAUUACGUCUUGCACAGGUCCUAUAAUAUGAAGUCUCUGACAGUUGCCGUCCUCGCAAUCUCGGUUAUCGUUCUGUUGUUACACGAUGUUGAUGCACGUGGACGAGGGGGAGGUGGUCGAGGAGGGUCUAGUCGUGGUNGCACUUCGCUUCCUAGCCGACUUAACAUUUCCUAGUUUGUAUUUCAGUUAGUUAAAGUUCAUAAUAUUUGUUUUUAUACUACUACAUGAGAAAUUACUGCAAUUUGAUUGGCUUAGAGCAGUGGUAUUUCAGCUUUAUUUGAAAUACCUACAUGUGAAAAUUACAAACCUUUUGUGGGUUUUAGUAUAAACAAAUAAUAAUAGCAUGAUUUGUACCGGAUAUUUGGCAUAAAUACUACUCGUGAUAUUUUAAAAUUGUCUCAAAUUUCACUCGCCUAACGGCUCUUGAAAUUACGUAUAACAAUUUUGAAAUAUCACUCGUGGUAUUUAUACCAAAUAUUACUACAAAUCAUGCUAUUACCUAUACUAAUUGAACUGACCAGGGAUCAUAAACAUUUUUAUUUGCACCCAAAUAGAUUUCUUUUCUUGUGAAAUCACUGAACCUAACCAUAACUGUCUCAAUUCAAAAUAAAUGGCCGUGGCUUUACUUUUUAACCACAAAAGAGCAAUAAAUUUUCCCAUUGGCGUAGAAAAAAGCGAAAGAACAUGGAAAGAUAGAAAGAGUUGUUUCGGUUUCAGCCAUGGCGAAACAACAGCUGCCAGAUCGGGAAUAUUAUUCUCAUCAGCUACGUAUAAAUUCAAAGUAUAGCUCAGGCUAAUCAGUUCAUAUGUGAGAAAAGCAUCGGAAUUCUUCUCGCGUUUUACUUUGGUUUCUAGCGAUUUCUACUUGUACAGAGAGCUCUUUCGUUGAUUACGUCUUGCACAGGUCCUAUAAUAUGAAGUCUCUGACAGUUGCCGUCCUCGCAAUCUCGGUUAUCGUUCUGUUGUUACACGAUGUUGAUGCACGUGGACGAGGGGGAGGUGGUCGAGGAGGGUCUAGUCGUGGUAGUAGUCGUGGCGGAUGGAGCAGCGGGAGCAAAGGCAGCCGAGGAAGCAGCAGAACUAGCUCAAGUCGCCGUGGUGGUUCGUCUUUAAAGCUGAAAAUUACCAAAACUACGCCAAUAAAGCCGGUGAAGUUUUGUACUCCAGUGAUCAAGUCUCAA